This is a messenger RNA of Cajanus cajan (pigeon pea), 1635 nucleotides long. It is a transcript of the gene ORC4, whose product is annotated as origin recognition complex subunit 4. Gene Ontology annotation, molecular function: ATP binding; ATP hydrolysis activity; DNA replication origin binding. The record is from RefSeq and is a predicted model, not a curated record. Gene Ontology annotation, biological process: DNA replication; DNA replication initiation. Gene Ontology annotation, cellular component: nuclear origin of replication recognition complex; nucleus. NCBI's taxonomy places the organism in Eukaryota, Viridiplantae, Streptophyta, Magnoliopsida, Fabales, Fabaceae.
UUGGGCCGUGUUGGAUAAAGAAAGGACCUUUGGUCGUUGCAAAUAAAUAGGCUUGGUUGUUGUUCCCGCCAAUUGUGUUGCAUCAUCGGCGCGAAAUGGCGCUAGAGAAUCACAUAACGAAGGCGGUGAAUGUGCUUCGAAGCAGGAUCUGUGACCCCAAGUUCAUCUUCUCCAACGAUUCUCCAGACAGCAACUACAGCAAACUGAAAUUCAUGAUAUCGAGUUCGGUCACGGAGGCGUGCAAUAACUCUAUUCUUCUUCUCGGUCCCCGUGGCUCCGGCAAGAACGCGGUUUUGGAGCUUGUCAUUCAAGAUUUGCUGCAACAGUAUCCGGACUCGAUUUCAGUGAUCAGGUUAAACGGACUUUUACAUAGUGAUGACAUCUCUGCAUUCAAGGAAAUGGCUAGGCAGUUAUGUAUGGAGCAUCAAUUGUUGUUUUCCAAAGCGGCAUCAUUUGAUGACAACUCCCAAUUUAUGGUGGCCAUGCUAAAGGAAUGUGGAUUGGCACAUAAAACAGUAAUUUUUGUUCUGGAUGAGUUUGACCUCUUUGCUAAGGGAAAACAGCGGUUACUUUAUAGUUUGCUAGAUGCAAUGCAAUCAAUAACAUCACAGGCUGUUGUACUUGGCAUUAGUUGCCGUCUGGAUGCAGAUCAGCUGUUGGAGAAAAGAGUACGAUCUCGUUUUUCACAUAGAAAGCUGUUGUUCUUACCCCCUUCCAUGGAAGAUUCACAGAGCUUACUGGUGCGCAUGCUGACAUUACCAAUUGAUUCAAGCUUCCCACAUGAUUAUGCUGUUGAAUUUAACAAAAACGUCCGAAAUAUUAUAGAAGAUAGAAGGUUCAAAGAAACCCUCAAUAAAUAUUUAAAUAUUGACUCCUCUGUCAAAGAUUUGCUGAGGUUUCUAUUUUGUGCAGUCUCUCAUAUGGAUUUGCAGACUGGGUUCCUGUCUCGGGAGAACUUUGAAGUUGCAUUUUCAAGUAUCCAGAGGCAUCCCAAAUUGGAAUUUUUAAGAAAUUGCUCCGAAUUAGAACUUUAUAUAUUGGUUUGCAUGAAGAGUUUGGAACUUAAAGAGCAAAGUUUAUGCAACUUCAAUUCUGUAAUGAAAGAGUAUAAAAGUGUACAUGAUUCCUUCCAGACUUCUAGAAAUGCUUGCUUAAGGGCAUUUGAACACCUUAUACAUCGUGAAUUGAUAUGUUUCACGGACAAUAGAGGACAGAGUUUGUCUGUUGAAUUUCGUCCUGUAAAGCUUCUAAUUUCACCGGCGGAACUACAUCAGGGCAUAGGAGCCAACAAUUCAUGCCCUCCUAAGCUUAAAAGGUUCAUGGAUCGUGAAGGCAUCAUUUGAGGGACAUGACUUUUGGUGCUUCACUGUAGACUGUAUGUGGUAUGAUUCCAAAUUCUGAUAAGUUCAGCCAGUUUAUGAAUAAAUAAAUGUCUCUUUUGUUUAGUUAAUGCUUUUUCGUAAUUAUGAUUGAUGUACAUGAUAUUUCUUUUUUUUUUUUGUAUUUAUUUCUUCUGAAUAAAAAGAUUUGAAUAUUUGCUAUAGAUUUAAUCCAUUACAUUAAAUCAAUAGAUUACAAACCAUGAAAACAGCCCCCAAAAAAAAGACUUGUGCUUAUCAAAGUAUAGGUGUUACA